Salpingoeca rosetta is the source of this 2313-nucleotide messenger RNA. RefSeq lists its product as uncharacterized. Gene Ontology annotation, biological process: tRNA processing. Gene Ontology annotation, molecular function: ATP binding; ligase activity, forming carbon-nitrogen bonds. The record is from RefSeq and is a predicted model, not a curated record. The transcript is spliced from 4 exons. Bases 131 to 2131 code for a protein of 666 amino acids. Lineage: Eukaryota; Choanoflagellata; Craspedida; Salpingoecidae.
UACAGCAGCACAAACACGUGCACAGUUGAGCGCACGCCUGCAGGAGCAUGUUGCUGAUCGGUUGAAGCAGCUUGGGUUGUUGACAGCUCAAGGGACAACGCUGCUUGCUGUGUCGGGUGGUGUGGACAGCAUGGCGCUCGUGUCGCUGGUGAAGCACGCUCUGGGUGCUGAUCGCUUGCGUGCCGUCAUCGUGGACCAUCGGCUACGACACGAGAGCACAGAGGAGGCUCACCAGGUAGCCGCGUAUCUCCAAGGCCAAGGCGUUGCCGCGCACGUGGAGCACCUUGCCUGGAGAGUUAACGACAAGCACACUCAGGAGAUGGCGCGACACAAGCGCUAUCACGCCCUAGGUCAUGCUGCCACCACGCAUGGCUGCCGUCACAUCAUGACUGGGCAUCACGCAGAUGACGUGGCUGAGACGCUGGUGCUGCGGUGCCUGCGGCAGUCGUCGGUACACGGGCUGGCUGCCAUGCGUGAGGUGCAGCCGCUCUACUAUGCUCACGCCUUUGAGCCGCUGCUGCUGACCCGCCCCCUGCUGGCUGUGGGGAAACGCGAGCUGGAACUGUACUGCCGCGACAACGGCAUCUGGUGGGUGGAGGACCCCACCAACCGCGAUGCAACCAAGUACACGCGCAACAGCAUCCGCCACGCCCUGGCUGCCUUGCAGGAAGACGAGCAACAGGAGCACGGCGACAGACAGGAGGGCAACAGGGAGUGCGUGGGGGAAGCAGAGAAGGCAAAGGGUGCGGUGAGGGAACAACUACGCGAGCAGCCUGUAAUGGAGCAAAGCGGAGAGGACAUAACAAUGAACGGUCACCGCUACAACAGCAGUGGCGGCCGUCCUGCCCACACGCGUCGCGACCAGAACAGUAACAACAACAACAACAACAACAACAACAACAACAACAAAUACAACAACAAAUACAACAACAACAACAACAACAACAACAACAACAACAAAUACAACAACAACAACAACAAAUACAACAACAACAACAAUGACCAAACCCCUGCACACUGCAUUCGCGAGCGGCUGUUGGAGGCGUCUGCGUUUGUGACGGCGACGGUGCGCGCGUGGGAGGAAGCGACCGCCAACGCCAUGGUGGAGGUUGUCGACGUCACCCCACAUGGCGCAUGCCGCAUCCCGCGUCACGUCUUCCAAGCCAGCGGUCAUGGCGCACUGCCGGAACAGCUGCAGCACGCUGUUGUGCGGCGCGUGCUUGACAUCUCCUCCUUCCACACCCGCGCGCCGUCGGAGGCGGCCAUUGCCCGUGUGUUGGCCUGGCUCCGUCACCCGCACGCAGCCCAACAGCCCUGCAGUGUCCAUGGCGUGGAGGUGCGCAUGCACACGCACAAGACGCCUCACACGAAGCAGCAGCAACAACAACAACAACAACUUAAACAACAACAACACCAACAACAACAACAACUUAAACAACAACAACAAAAACAACAACAACUUAAACAACAACAACACCAACAACACCAACAACUUAAACAACUUGAACAACAACAACAACAAAAACAACAACAACACAUUGUGGUGUUUGAGCCGCAGCAUGUUCAGAGGCGACACUCAGGGCCGUUGUGGCAGCCAAUCACACAUGCAACGCGCGGGGUGUGGUGGCGGCAUCGCCUGUGGCUCGAGCCCGUCACACCCAUCAUCGGCUGCACUGCUACUGCUGCUACUGCUGGUGGUGGUGGUGGUGGUGGUAGUGGCAAUCACACCAGCACCAGCACCACCACCACCACCACCAGCGGUGCCAGCACCAGCGUGGAUGGCGACGUCAUAUCUGCCAGCGGUUGGAGUGAUGCCGGUGGCUGUGAGCCCACGCCGCUCGUGUGGCUGCGCCCAGCUCUGCCCAAAGAGCAACAGCGACAGCGUCAACGACAACAGCAGAGGCAAGAGCAAGGGCAGGAGCAUGAGGGGAGCAGCAGGCACGCUGUGUUUGCGCCUGCGCCCCGUGUUGCUGGGCAGGUUUUGUCAACCACGACCUUUCCUGCUGACUUGAUCGCCACGGACGAUGCACGGUACCUGCCUGUGAUUGAGGACAUGCGGCCGCUGCAUCUUCAGCGCCAAUACCCUGUUCAAUUCCGCUGUCGCUGGCGACCCAUCUACCUCGCACCGUGACAGUGUCUUGUGUACCUGUUGUUGUUGUUGUGUUCAUGUGCGCUGGGUUGUUGGACAGCGAUGAUUAGGGUUAGGGUUAGGGUUAGGGUUAACAAGGUGGCCCUUGUCUGCUUGUAGGAACGCACUGCAUCGCGUUACAGUUUGUUGUGCUGCCCCCUUGUCACUCCGUGACGUUUAUUGCG